AUGAAGCUCUCUUCAUAUCUCGUGGCUGCGGCCAUCAUUUCCGGCGUCCAGGCUUCUCCGCACCCCGCACUUCAGCAACAUCUCCUGGGCGUGCCAUCCUCCUCCCAGCCCAGCUACAGCCAAACAGGCCUAGAUGAUAUAAUCAGCAGUUCACCUCUACUGUCGUUCCACCGAGACCUGGUCGAGAUCGAGUCACUCUCCGGUAACGAGCACGAUGUCGGCCUCUUCGUCGCGCAGUUCCUGGAGGCCCGGAACUUCACCGUGGUGAAGCAAGAGGUGCCCCCAGUGAAGGACCAAGAGAAAACCAAGACGCGCUACAACAUCUACGCUGUUCCAAAAUCCUACACACAACCCCCCUCAAUCCUCCUCACAAGCCACAUCGACACAGUCCCGCCCUUCAUCCCAUACUCCGUGCACCAGCCCAUCUCCGACUCCACCACCUUCGACCCAGAGAACCUCAUCAUAGCAGGCCGCGGCUCCGUCGACGCAAAGGGCAGCGUCGCAGCCCAAAUCUUCGCAACCCUCGAAACCCUAGCCUCACAACCAGACGCCAAGCUCGGCCUUCUCUUCGUGGUCGGCGAAGAAAUCGGCGGCGAUGGCAUGAAACUCUUCUCGGACUCAAGCCUCAACGCGAAAAGCGCCAUAAACACCAUCAUCUUCGGCGAGCCAACCGAGGCAGCCCUCGUUGCCGGCCACAAAGGCAUGCUCGGCUUCAAGGUCCUUGCGCACGGCAGCGCCGCCCACUCAGGAUACCCAUGGCUGGGCAAGAGCGCCGUGUCAGCGAUUCUGCCUGCGCUCUCGCGCGUCGACGUGCUCGGCGAUAUCCCCACCGAAGAGGGCGGCCUGCCUGCCUCCCCGAAGUACGGGCCGACGACGCUGAAUAUUGGCGUUAUCCGCGCUGGCGUCGCGACGAAUGUCGUUCCUUCUGAGGCGUGGGCGGAUGUUGCUGUGAGACUUGCCGCUGGAACGCCUGCUGAGGCGGGUGAGAUUAUCCAGCGCGCCGUUGAGGAGGCGGUUCGGGGUUUCGAGGCGGAGGUUGUUGUGGACUUUGUUUCGCAUGGCGAGUCUUACCCGCCGCAGGAUUUGGAUGUUGAUGUUGAUGGAUUUGAUGUUACGACUGUUAACUACGGUACUGAUGUGCCGAACCUGGCUGUCGGCCCUGGUGUCAAGCGCUACUUGUAUGGGCCUGGAAGUAUCUUUGUUGCUCAUGGUGAUAAUGAGGCCUUGACUGUCCGCCAGAUCAAGGAGGCUGUGGUUGGUUAUAAAAAGUUGAUUGAGGCUGCGCUGGAAAGAGAGGCUAAGGGCGAGGUGGUUGUAUGA
Molecule: messenger RNA, 1320 nt
Organism: Penicillium roqueforti
Lineage: Eukaryota; Fungi; Ascomycota; Eurotiomycetes; Eurotiales; Aspergillaceae
Product: M20 family metallopeptidase
Exons: 1
Coding region: 1-1320 (439 amino acids)
Molecular function (GO): hydrolase activity
Source: RefSeq, a predicted model, not a curated record